Molecule: messenger RNA, 404 nt
Organism: Saccostrea echinata
Lineage: Eukaryota; Metazoa; Mollusca; Bivalvia; Ostreida; Ostreidae
Product: caveolin-1-like
Exons: 2
Coding region: 1-396 (131 amino acids)
Biological process (GO): caveola assembly
Cellular component (GO): caveola
Molecular function (GO): molecular adaptor activity
Source: RefSeq, a predicted model, not a curated record
AUGUCUGGAGCAGAGGAAGUAGACCUUGUAAACAGAGAUCCCAACAACCUUAAUGCUCAUCUCGGGACCCUCCAUUUCAACGAUGUGAUUGGAGAACCAGAUGGGACACACAGUAUUGACUGUGCCUACAAGCUUUCACACACCUGCUUUAACUUGUGGAAAGGCUGCCUCUACAAGCUCCUGACAUUUUACCUUGGAUGCUUCAUAGCCGCGGAGUGGGGCUGUGAGUUUGCCAUUAUCUCCUUCUCCCAUGUGUGGUUCAUCAGUCCAUGCUUGAAGAUUUGCGAAAUCAACUGUGGACUUUGUCAGAGGUUGUACGCCAACUGUAUGAAUUGCUGCUUCGUGCCCUACUGUGAGGCUGUUGGUUCUGUGUUCCAUCACUUUAAAAGAACAUAAUGAACUUU